AUGGUGAGCAAGGAAAACAGCAAGGUCGUGCUAUCCAACUCAGAGUCCGAUUCAGAGGCAGGCCCGUCACAAAGCCUGGAGGUGCAGUACGGUCCUGACGGCAAACAGCAGGUGAAGAAGAGGAACAAAGCCUUACAAGUCCGCUUCAAGGACAUAUGUGACGCCCAGAAGGAGCAGCGGGCAGGGGGGCGAGGAGCCAGGUCCAUUUCCUGUAAAGUGGCUUACAGGAAGUACAUGACGAUGCCUGCGCGGCGCUCCAUCCCCAAUGUGACUAAGAGCACAGGUGUCCAGACGUCACCGGACCUUACGAAACACUACCAGACUUUCCCCUUCGAGCGAAAAAAAGGACACACGAUCAAACACACGGCCUUGGUGGAGGACUACAAGGGCCAGAACAACGGGUUUUUGAGUGACUUGAAAGGGCAGGAGGAGGCGCUCGGUUUAGAGGAGUGCUCGUCUUCUCAGGGUGCAGGGAAGCAUGUGCGGCAGACGCAAGCACUGCUCCACCACACGGACGACAGCAGUGGCACAGAGGAUCUGUUAUCCAUUGCCAACUGUGUAGAUGGGCGUGCGUGUCCGGACUCCUCUCGCAUCACAAAGGACACAGAAUGCUUUGCAAACGACCCAACUCCCAGGGGAGAGCCAGAGAACCCUGCCUAUGGCGCGAGGACCAAACACAAAGGAUUAUCCAAAGCGGACACAAUGGGUGCCAACCCUUCUGCCAAGCGCCAGCUGGCCAACUGUGAAGAACCCUUACAGGACACAAGGUCAAAGGUCACAAGUCCAGUUGCCUGGAACUCCCUGACGCAAGUGGAAGGUCUAGGCCUAGGGAGUCCGUCGGUGCGCUGCAAACGCAAAAAGGCCAUGCAGCCCAAUGGACAACAGUCCCAGACACUGCCCCACCCCCACAGUGCUGGCUGCUCUGUAGCUAGGGUAAAGGCACAUCAGUGCCGAUCAGGGACUUUACCAACCCCAAUGAAACCCCAACCGGGCCUGGACAGCCAGGCUUGCCCCCGAGGACGGCAGGGUGCCUGCAAGGAGAUAGUGCCCUUAGCUGGGAACGGGGAUAUUAAAGAAAAGCUCCAGGCCAUGGAAAACCUCAUCAGCUCCAGUCAGGAGACCAUCAAAGUCUUACUGGGGGUCAUCCAAGAGCUGGAGAAGGGCGAGGCUCAGAGAGAAGGGCUUUCCUACCGAACAGGACAGGACACAGCCAACUGCGACACGUGUCGAAACAGUGCCUGCAUCAUUUAUAGUGUGGAGCUGGACUUCAAGCAACAGGAGGACAAAUUACAGCCCCUGAUUAAGAGACUGUGCCCCUUGGAUGACCCUCAAUACCCUGCUCUGCCUUACCCCCAUGAGGUGUUCACCUCAACCCCCAAACGCAAGUCCAAGACAGAGUCCAAAAAGCAUGGUCGCUGGAAACUCUGGUUCCUAUAAUUUAGGGAACACUUAGGAUUUUGGAACGGCUUUUUGGAUCACUUUUAUCCAUUUACUAUCUUCUCUCAAAGGGAUUUAUCAGAACAGAUUUUUGCUCCAGAUGACAGAUAACCAGAUACCA
This is a messenger RNA of Oncorhynchus masou masou (cherry salmon), 1558 nucleotides long. RefSeq names its product inhibitory synaptic factor 2A-like. Bases 1 to 1437 code for a protein of 478 amino acids. Gene Ontology annotation, biological process: inhibitory postsynaptic potential. NCBI's taxonomy places the organism in Eukaryota, Metazoa, Chordata, Actinopteri, Salmoniformes, Salmonidae. The transcript has 3 exons. Gene Ontology annotation, cellular component: postsynaptic density. The record is from RefSeq and is a predicted model, not a curated record.